Molecule: messenger RNA, 912 nt
Organism: Dichotomopilus funicola
Lineage: Eukaryota; Fungi; Ascomycota; Sordariomycetes; Sordariales; Chaetomiaceae
Product: putative carbonic anhydrase
Exons: 1
Coding region: 1-912 (303 amino acids)
Biological process (GO): cellular response to oxidative stress; cellular response to carbon dioxide; carbon utilization
Cellular component (GO): cytoplasm
Molecular function (GO): carbonate dehydratase activity; zinc ion binding
Source: RefSeq, a predicted model, not a curated record
AUGGUCGCCUCACGUGUUAGCACAACAUUGCUGCGGGCGUUCCCACGACACGCACUUCCCCAACGAGUCGGACUCCGGCCGAUUUUCGCAACAACACCACCACCACCAUCAUCACUCCGUCAUAUAAGCCUUUUCUCCUCAUCCUCCGCUGUCCGAAGCCCCACCACUAACAACAACAACCCCACCACCACCACCACAACUACCACGCCAACAUCAAUAAACACGGCCGACGCUGACUGGCGCAACAUGGCGGAGAAAGACAUCAACUUGUACCUGCGUCAAACCCAUGACCGUGUGUUCGACCACAACAAGAAAUGGGCCGAUGAGAAGAAGGCUAGCGACCCGGAUUUCUUCGUCAAGCUCUCCGCGGGGCAGAACCCGGAAUACCUCUGGAUCGGGUGCAGCGACUCGCGGAUCCCCGCAGAGCAGAUCACGGGGCUGGAACCCGGCGACGCCUUUGUGCACCGCAACAUUGCCAACCUUGUCAACAACACCGACCUCAACGUGAUGAGCGUCAUCACAUACGCCGUCGAGCACCUCAAGGUCAAGCACAUUGUCGUGUGCGGCCACUACGGCUGUGGCGGUGUCAAAGCUGCGAUGACGGCUAAGGACCUUGGCUUGCUGAACCCGUGGCUGCGAAACAUCCGCGACGUCUACCGGUUGCAUGAGAAGGAGCUUGAUGCGAUCGCCGACGACGAGGCCCGGUAUAAGCGCCUGGUUGAACUCAACGUCUACGAACAGGCCCGCAACGUCAUUAAGUCGGCUUCGGUCCAGCAGUCGUACGCGAAGAACCAGUUCCCCAUUGUCCAUGGCUGGGUGUUUGGGUUCAAUGACGGGUUGCUGAAGGAUCUUGAGAUUGAUUUCGCGGGGAUUCUUAAGGAUAUUCAGAAGAUUUACAAUCUCACCGAAUGA